UUGUAUGCUUCGGGUGUUUGAUGUUGUAAAAAAAGUUUCAUGUUUUAGUUCCACUUCGACGGCUCCAUAAAACGGUCGUGUUGUAAACGGUUACUUUAACUAACGGGCGCCAAAGAAACGUAAAUAAUUUUAAAAUCAAAUAGAAAUCAGUGAACAUAGUUGAUUGGCGCUCAUAUGAAUUAAUUAAUAACAAUUAAAUAAAUUUAAUGGGAUUUCUUUUUUUUAAUGAUUUUUCAAUAAAAUUCAAAUAAUUGUUCUAAAUUUAAAUGGACUAAAAUAUUUAAAAAUGCAAUAAAUUCUAAAAUACAAAGUUCAUGGUUAAAAAACGAGUUCGCACAGAUGGUUUUGUGUAGUAAUGUUCUAUUACUAAAACACAUGGAUUGAAUUUUAGAAAUAAAAAAAAUACAAAAACAAAACAAUAUGAUUAUAGUAACAAUAACAUGUUAAACAAUUGUUAAUCACUAAAUUUAAAUGUGUAAACAAAAUUAACAACAAACAAUAACAAAAUAUACAACAUUUAACGGAUUUACUUCGUUAUCGAGAGUGUGGAGGCGUGAGUUACUACAGAGUGUGCAAAUUAUUUCAAAAAGGCAUGUCACUAUGGAGCUGAUAAGGAAAUAUCAGCAAGGAAAAUUAACUACCACCGAUGUGCGAAAGCUGAAUAAUAUAGUAUUAUGCCUUAUGAUAUCUGUGGCUGCCACCUCCAUUGUAUGGAGUCUAUCGAUACAUGUUUUAUCGGGUGAUUUUUAUAAUGGUUUUAUUGGUGCCAAAUUAGUGUUUCGUGAGCGUGAUUUAACACAAAUGGAAUAUGCAGAACAGGAAAUUUGGAAACAUGAUUUGGAUAGAGUUUUCAAUGAAACAUAUACCAUUGAGGCCUUAGAUCAAAUUAAAGCUGAUGCCUUAAUAAUGCCUAAAUUAAAAGAAGAUCAACCUUCAACUAAAAAACCAAAAAUCCACAAAAUUGCCCAUGUAUUUCAAAUGACAAAUUCAAAAGUACCUGAUACACCGGAAAUCGCAAACAACAACAAUAAAGCCACGAAUGACGCUGAUGAUGAUGACGAUGAAGAAACUACCACAAAAGUGCCAAAAAUCUUUAAUAUAGAAGAAGAUCGUAAAUUUCUAUCCCGCAUGACAAUUGAUAUUCAUCAAACUCGUUGGCAUCAUAAUGCUGCUGUUAAGUUCAUUUAUAGUUUUCCAUUUUUUUCGGAAAUUAUUGCCAUCAUAUGGACUGCCAUGUGUUUUAUAUUCCAAUCGGGUGUCAAAAAGACUUGGGGACUUCCAAAGCCUUGGCGCAUUGUUAUACCCUCAAUAAUGAUGUUUACCAUAAUGACUGUUGCCAAUUUAAGUUAUUUAAUAUUGGCCAAUGGUUUUCUGAAAACAUUCUGCAGUGAUUUACGAGAAAACCUCAGUAAACCAGAGGCCAUAAGUUGCGGUGAUGCUAUGGCCCUGUUAAGACCAGUUAUACGUACGCAAGCUUUAUCGCACAAUACGUACUUAAUACUAUUUCGUAUUUCAUACUCUUUAGCCAUGAUCCUAUGGAUUUUUUCAUUACUCAUAAUGCUAAUGAGAUUCCUAUUAGCCAUUGAUUUCCAAUUGGUGGAUGUGGAAACAAAUUACGAUCGUGAAAUGAGAGAGGGCAGAUUAAAGGAACAAGAAUUUGUGGAAGUACUGUUAACAGCACCGCAAAGUCCCAAAGCAGGGGCAACAUUAAGUGUGCAAAAUGAACGACCCAAAUCGGAAGAUGACUUUCAAAGUGCUAAAUCUCAUUUGAGUGAAGUAGCCACACCAUUAUUGGAUCGUUUGAGCAACACAAGGGGAGAACUAAAAACUUAAAUGAGAAGUUUUGUUUUUGUUUGGUUUUUUCUGUUUUAUUUACUUAAAACGAUAUAUUUCUAUGAAAUCUCAGGUAUACAGAAUCUAUUACAUUUACAAAUAUGUAAGAGAAAAAAUUUAGAACAAUUUUUAAAUAUUAUUGUAAGUUUUAAAAUUCCAUAACUUUUGAUAGUCCAAAAAAAUGGAAGAGUUUUUUUUAAACAAAUGAACCUGACAACCCAUAAAAUAAAGUAUAAUUGGGGAAAUUUAGAGUUUGGAUAAUAAUUUUUUAAAUAUUAAAAUUGAUCACUCUAUAAAUUUCCCAAAAGUGCCUACUAAACACAAAGCCAGUAUACAGGGGGAUUUGCGUGUGUUAUGAAUUGAUUUAUUUAUAAAAAAUAGGAUAUUGAAAUUAAUUAAUUUUUAUUCCAGCCAGUUUCACUUAUGUAUUUUUGAAUACUAAAUUUCUAUUUAAUCAAUCUUUUUCUAUCUAAUGAAUACAUUUUCUAAUACUUUACUUCAUUAUUUAAGAAAUAUUAUAAACUCAAUUCAUCAUUUGCAAAAUCUCCCACAAUCAUUGUGAACAAAUUUUUAUGUUAGACCUAAUUUUAGUUAAUAUUUUUAUUUAAUUUUAUAUUACUUUUGUACGUAUUAUUUUAAAUUCAAAUAAUUUUAACUACAACGUAUGUCUUUUUAUAACCACUAUGCCUAAAAAUAUACUACAUAUGUAAUAAAAAACGUAAUAUUUU
Molecule: messenger RNA, 2561 nt
Organism: Lucilia sericata (common green bottle fly)
Lineage: Eukaryota; Metazoa; Arthropoda; Insecta; Diptera; Calliphoridae
Exons: 7
Coding region: 601-1833 (410 amino acids)
Source: RefSeq, a predicted model, not a curated record